AUGGCGUCAAAGAAGGAUAUGCGGAGGCUAGACCUCGCCAUCCCCUACAUCGAGCCGCCGAAGGAUAAGAAUGAGGCCGAUAUGUCAGGAGCGAUGUCUAGCACUAUGCCAAUGGCCGCGGAUGAUUGGAUGGGUCUCUUUCGUCUUCUCUCUCCAGUCGUGGCUCGGAGAAACACCCGAGCAAAAGAGGUCGGCAGCUACGCCUGCAUACAUGUCCGUCCUGAUGUCUUGUUCGUCUCUCCCUCUUUCCCCCGCAAGUGA
Aspergillus fumigatus Af293 is the source of this 261-nucleotide messenger RNA. RefSeq lists its product as uncharacterized. Lineage: Eukaryota; Fungi; Ascomycota; Eurotiomycetes; Eurotiales; Aspergillaceae. The record is from RefSeq and is a predicted model, not a curated record.